AUGACGGAGUAUUUGAAGGAUAUUGGGCGUACAAAGCCUGGGGAUCCCAUGCCACCUAUUAACCUUGGGCCUUACGAUAAUCCACUGCUGUGGAAUAUGCUUGAUCCUUUUGGUGCUGAUCGUGGGCAUCAACGUAGGCCCAUGUCCGUCUCUCGUGAUUUUAUGGAGUUACAUAACGUUCCAAUUAUAUUUCGUGAUCAGUGCGUGCAUCGCUGGGUGCCAUUUCAUCGCUGCCUGAAGAAUCUAAAACCUGUUACGUGGGGUACAGCGAACUGUCACGAGUUCGAAGAAGCGUGGAUGAUUUGUCGUGCCUACGAAACUUACCGAAAUCAACUCCUAAAGACAAAAUUCAUGGAGCUUACGAAAGAUUACACAGCUGAGGAUAAAAAGUUUUUCCCUAGUCUGCUUCACUUAAGUGUGCCCACUUACAUGAACUCGUUUUACUGGACAAUGGCUGCUUCACAGCGACUUAGUGGAUGGGAUGAGAGAGACCCCGCGAACCCCAUGACGUGGCGCGAGCCGAAUCGAGCCCUGAUGCGGGCGGAGUUUUCCCCCACAAACUGGGAGCAAGGGAAUUUAACCAAUGCAACAGGUCACAAACUUAUUACUGACGACCUCGUGUUCGACAUGGUGCCGGGCUUCCCACUUCCAGAGGACAAAAGACCCGAAACAUUAUAUUAA
Messenger RNA from Trypanosoma brucei brucei TREU927, 681 nucleotides. RefSeq lists its product as hypothetical. The transcript has a single exon. The record is from RefSeq and is a predicted model, not a curated record. The coding region runs from base 1 to 681 and encodes 226 amino acids. Gene Ontology annotation, cellular component: mitochondrion. Lineage: Eukaryota; Euglenozoa; Kinetoplastea; Trypanosomatida; Trypanosomatidae.